UCCGCGAUUAUUACACCGAUCUCUCACACUCAAUCCCGUCCACUUGACUCACUCACACAAUUCCGAGCGCAAAAACAGACCCACUGCUAACUGAGGCGCAACGCUCCUAACUUUGGUCGAAUUAGUCGCCACGCGGCUAUACUACGUGCUGAAUGGCUGCAGCGAGGCCGCAGGAAUUUACACCGCCGGAAUCGAACUACUGCUUAGCUUCAUCAAAGGUCCAUGAAAUACUAUCAACCAUGCGAGAAGAUGUCACAUCGUUGCUUUCGCUCGACACCCCCUCCGUCCCAAUUCCUAAUAAGACGCCAUUUCCGCAGCCGCGGCUCGAAGCCCUUCAGCCGGCCAAUUUCCCCGAAGCUCUGAAUUAUCUCGUCAUGGCUGUCGAGGCGCGGCUCCGCCAACCGCGCACGAUCGACAAGUUAGAUAAUUGUCGCGUUCCAGGCGCGGGACGACUUCCGCUUUCCGCCACUUGUCACGGCCCCCACGCCGCGGAGUUACGAAUCGGCAUGAAAAGGCAGCGCGACGCGGCAGAGGAGCCGCAGAAAGAGCCCGAAGGCCGCAAUCUCCUCAAGAAAGAAUCCCUAGUGAAAGCCGAGGCAGGAGUUUCGGCCGCUGAUGGCGCCGCAAAAGCCGCAGAACCCGUUCCCUUACCUGCAGCGUCGCGCCGGCCUUUGUCGAUCAAUCCACCCGCGUCGCCAGCUGCGACGCCGGCAGUCCCCGCCCGUGAGCAAGCGGAUACCAGUCCCCGCCACUUCCCGCCUCGGCGGGCGGACUCCGCGGACGGGGAGUCCCUAGCGCGUUGCGCCCUUGUCAAUGCUUGCGCCGCCCCCAUCGCGACGAUCGGCCCGGGGGCGGGGGCGCCUCCCGCGACGGAGGCGCGGCAUCACAACCCGCCGCACGCGUCAGUUGCGGCGGAAAUAAUGCGAGAGGCGGGUGUCCGAGCCGCGGAAGUGAGAGUUGUGCGCGGAGGCGCGGUGGUGGUGCGGUUCGGGUCGGAGUCCGGCACGAUCAGCUCGCGAGGCUUAAGCGAAUGGUCCUUGGAGCAUCCCGCGGGUGCGCGGGAAGGCGGAGGGUUAGCCGCGGACUUUCCGCGCGCAGGCGAGUCCGCUAGCGCUGCACUCCGCGCUGGCGCGUUUCCUGCGCUCGACUGCUGCUGCUGCUGCUGCGCGCGGGAAGCGUGCUGGGGGAGCCGGGGAAGAAGCGCCCGAGGAUGAGACGUCCGCCUGCCCCCGCGCACAGCGAGAGCGGAAGCAACUUCGGCGCUGGCGAUCCCCCCACUCGCUCGACGCGGACGACGGUGAAGGUUGCUGCGGCGGAGAAAUCCGCGGAGAAAGCUGCGGUCGCAGGUGCUACCAGCGCAUUGGGCGGAGGAGAGAGGUCGCGGAAGCGGGGGAAGCUUGGGGCUGAGGGGAGAUCUGGCGGUGGUAGUAGUGGUGACACCGGCAUUGACGAGGUUGAUGUCCAAGUGGUGCAGUCUGCUAGGGCUCUGCCAGUCGUGCAGUCCGCUAGGGCUCUGGGUUACGUUGGGGAGCAGGGAGUAACUACUACUCCUGACGGAGCGUGUAGCUUGGUUACCAGUCACGGGUUACUGCACCUGACAGAGCACCAAGUGUGGGAGAUCGUGUGGGGCGAGGGUGGGGUGUCGUGUGGGAGUGGAGAGGGUGCGAAUGACAAUGAGGAGGAGGAAGAGGAGGAGGACGACUAUGAUGAUGAUGAUGAUGAUGAUGAUGAUGAUGAUGAUGAUGAUGAUGAUGAUGAUGAUGAUGAUGAUGAUGACGACGACGACGACGAUGAUGAUGAUGAUGCCUUGUCUGCUGACUCAGCAUGCAGCGGAGUGCAGGGAGUGCAGUGUAAGGUGCUGCUGAUGACUGAGGCGGUCCCAGUGUCAGUACCUGCUGCUUCAAAUGCUGUGGCUGCUGGUGGUGAUGUGUGUUGUUGGCUUGGUAGGGGUGCGGAAAAGGAGAUUAGUGAAGAUGCUCUUAGAGCACUGCGUCCAGAUGCCUUGUUUGAUUAUAUGUCCUCCAGAUGCCUAGCCUUUGUUUAGGUAGCAUCCUCAGUUCUAUGUACAGCUACAAUUGUGGCCACUCAGAGCCACCACCUAACCACAUA
Closterium sp. NIES-67 is the source of this 2109-nucleotide messenger RNA. The record is from the annotation of a GenBank genome assembly. Lineage: Eukaryota; Viridiplantae; Streptophyta; Zygnematophyceae; Desmidiales; Closteriaceae.